Molecule: messenger RNA, 1584 nt
Organism: Meira miltonrushii
Lineage: Eukaryota; Fungi; Basidiomycota; Exobasidiomycetes; Exobasidiales; Brachybasidiaceae
Exons: 2
Cellular component (GO): nucleus
Molecular function (GO): protein binding
Source: RefSeq, a predicted model, not a curated record
UAUUCAGCAACAGGCUUCGAUCUCAUUGGUGCUUUGAUGAAAGUUGCAACUCGUCCAAAUCCCAAGAUUGAAAUUGGUCCGGUAGACUUGUCGUGCUCAUUCACAGUCUCUGAUGCACAACAUCCCGAUCAACCGAUUGUGCAUUGCAGUGAUACUUUCUGUCAUUUGACUGGAUACGACCGCAGUGAAGUUAUCGGUCGCAAUUGCCGUUUCUUGCAAUCACCUGAUGGAAAUGUAAAUCAAGGCACUGAACGUACACACACUGACAAUGGCGCCGUUCGUCAUAUCAAGAAGCACCUCACACGUUUGCAGGAAUGUCAAACAAGUUUGAUCAAUUAUCGCCGUGACGGAUCUCCGUUUAUCAAUUUGGUAACUAUUGUUCCAAUCACAUGGGGCGAUAGUCAAGAGCCAGUCUUCCUUGUUGGAUUCCAAGUCGAUCUUGUCGAACAUCCGAGUGCUGUGAUGGAACGUAAGCCCAACGGUUUAUAUGUCGUCAACUACAGCUCACCCAAUAUGAUGCCAUCAGUGCAUAUGCUGAAUCAAGCACAACCUUCAGGACCGAAUGCAGCAGAGACCGAAGCCAAUCGAAAGGCAAUGCUUGCCCAAGAAUUGGCAGAAAUAAUGACCAGUGGCAAUGAAGAAUCCUCAAAGUGGGCAAGAAUUCUUUUGGAGAACAGUCAUGACAUCGUGCAUGUUCUGUCAUUGAAAGGAACAUUCUUGUACGUUUCACCAUCCGUGGAAAAGAUACUCGGAUACAAACCGGAAGAACUGGUUGGAAAGAGCAUCAGUGAAUUCUGCCAUCCUUCCGAUGUGGUGCCUGUCUUCCGUGAAUUGAAGGAUUCCACAAGCAAUGCUAGCGCUGGUCAGACCGGUCCACAAGUCAAUUUGAUCAUGCGCAUGAAGCACAAGAAUCAUGGUCAUGAGUGGAUCGAGAAUGUCGGUAAACUUCAUUUGGAACAAGGAAAAGGCAGAAAGGUUGUCAUUUCUACCGGUAGAAUUCGUCCGAUCUACAACCUGCCAUGGGAACAAGCACGCAGAUCUCUUAACAGCCGUGCCCCGGGAUUCUGGUUCAAAGCUUCUGUCAAUGGUUUAAUCUUGAGCACAUCUGGUAAUGUGACAAGUGUCGUUGAAGGUGGAUCACCAACAAGUGAACACAACGUUGCUCUGACAGGAAAGCAUUUGAAGGAAAUCAUUGAUAAGAAUGCUUUGGAAUCUAUGACAAGCGCAUUGUCAUCCAUGCAAGUAUCUGCCAUUCCUCAUCUUAUGACCAAUGGUAUUGGAGGUCCACAGCAAAUGGUGAUUUCGACCGUGAUCCCUUCAACUGCAGGCGGUUCAAGUCUUCCUUCCGUUUUUGUCUACACGCAAAAAGCCAAUCCAGCAGAUUUUGCCAACCUACAAAAAGAUGCUGUAUAUUGUCAAGAGGCAUCUUUGGCAGCAGCACAAGCCAAUCAAGCUGCAGGAUUGAAACCAGGAGAGCCCGCUGCUGGAUCGGUAUUUGGAGAAUUGUCAACGUUCCGAUCUAGUAGUUGGGUAUUUGAAUUGCAUCAAUUGAAGAAUGCGAAUAAACGUUUACGUGAAGAAGUU